CAGGUCGCGCGGUAAGGAGCGGAGCAUCUUCCUCCUCCUCCUCAUUCACUCGCUCUCUCUCCUCAUUGCCAUAACAACGGAUGCAGCGCAUCAGUCCGCGCGGGAUCAACGCUCAGCAGCCGCGCGGGGCGGAAUAAACCCGCACCGGUGCCGUUAAGACUCCGCAAAGGUGACACACGCACGCACGCACGCACGCGCGCGCCUGCCUCUCCGAACUAUUUACGUCAAACCGUUUAAGCUGCUUGAGCGAGACGAGCGCACGCGGGAGAUCCUCACACCGGGGCUGUUCGGUAACGGCGCAACCGGGAGAAGGCGAGGGAAGAAAGACAAGCGGAGAGCAGGAAGUGCAGCGUGGGAAAGCGGGGAAAAUCUCCGGGGAUCUCCAGCGCUCACUUCUCCAUCUACGGUCCUCCCCGUCUUUUUUUUUCUUUUUUUCUCCGCCAUGGCUCGGGAGAACGGAGAGGUCGGCGGGGAUUGCUCGUGGAAGAAGCAGGUCGACGAUAUCAAGGAGAUGUUUGAAUUCAAGGAGGUGCUCGGGACGGGUGCGUUCUCAGAGGUGGUGUUGGCAGAGGAGAGGUCCACGGGAAAGAUGUUCGCGGUGAAGUGCAUCCCUAAAAAAGCGCUGAAGGGAAAGGAGAGCAGCAUCGAGAAUGAGAUUGCCGUUCUACGCAAAAUUAAGCACGAGAACAUAGUGGCGUUGGAGGACAUCUAUGAAAGCUCCAAUCACCUCUACCUAAUAAUGCAGCUUGUGUCUGGAGGCGAGUUGUUCGACCGGAUCGUGGAGAAAGGUUUCUACACGGAGAAAGAUGCCAGCACGCUUAUCAGACAAGUACUAGAUGCCGUGAACUACCUCCACAGUAUGGGCAUCGUACACAGAGAUCUAAAGCCAGAGAACCUGCUCUAUUUCAACCCUCAAGAUGGCUCAAAGAUCAUGAUUAGUGAUUUCGGUUUGUCCAAAAUGGAGGGGACGGGUGAUGUCAUGUCCACAGCCUGCGGAACGCCGGGAUACGUGGCUCCAGAGGUUCUCGCCCAGAAGCCGUACAGCAAAGCCGUGGACUGCUGGUCUAUCGGAGUCAUUGCCUACAUCCUAUUGUGUGGUUACCCUCCCUUUUAUGACGAGAAUGACUCCAAACUCUUUGAGCAGAUCCUGAAAGCGGACUACGAGUUCGACGCGCCGUACUGGGAUGAUAUAUCUGAUUCAGCAAAAGACUUCAUCAGUUGUUUGAUGGAAAAGGACCCGACAAAGCGAUACACAUGUGAACAGGCCCUUCGACAUCCCUGGAUCGCGGGAGACACUGCGCUCUGCAAGAACAUCCACGAGUCUGUCAGUCGACAAAUGCGCAAAAACUUUGCAAAAAGCAAAUGGAGACAAGCCUUCAACGCCACGGCCGUGGUUCGCCACAUGAGAAGACUGCAGUUGGGCAGUAGCAUGGGGAGCAGCAUGGACCAGUCAAACAACGCCAACCAAAACCGCAUACUGAACGCCAACCAGACUCCAAACCUACCGCCCAACACCACACCAAACUCCACCCAAAACCACAAACCGGCUACCAACGCAAACGCCGUGCUCAUUAACGAUAUGGCCACAGGAAGCACCUCUAUACCACGCAAAGACUGUACUGCCCCUCCCCACACUUCCUGUUCCCUGGCAUCAGCUGCUUCCUCCUCUGCCUCAGGGGCGGAGCCCUGCAGGCCCCUCCCUCCCUCAGUUGCGUCGGUGAGCACAGUGCUAACUGGGACCAAGUGACGCCAGGUUCUGCGGGGAGAGAGCUGGGAGGCCACCGCCCUGUGAGCCCCGCCCCUCAGCCCACUCCCCGCCCUGCCGUCCAAUAAGGCAGAGGACUGACCCAUCGCCAUAGCAACCACCGAGAGGCUCAAAACACUGCGCGCGCCUAACGCACUCCUGCCAUUUAACCUCCAGGCCACUAGAGGGUGCAAUGCAUGCAGCGGCAGGAGAUGGGGAUUUCCAGCAGAAGGCUUCCAAUUUGAGAAGUGAAUUCGUGCGGCUGGACAGAACUAUGAUGUCUUUGCUAUGAAUGUGCUACGAACCUCGCCAGCCAUCAAAAAAAAAGGAAAAAAAAACGAAGAAUGCAGAGGUUUAGGUGCGAAAGCGUGUGCAUGAUCACGUCCGCCCUUAUAGGAGGACGGCACCAAUGUCAAAUGAUUCUUCUUACUAUAUCGUAACAUGUCUAGCUCUUCCCUCUUUACUUUCUCUAUCUACUCACGAUUUACGGUAUUUCUCGUUAGCUACCAUUUUAAUCUUUCGGGGGUUUUUCCACUGAUGCGUCACGCUGACCUGCAGAAGUGCUUUUAAUAAUCACGUUAGACUGUUUUGCGACAUUUUCCGAGUCGAGACUUAUGUUUGCACAUUUGUACGAGAGAACAGGUAGCGUUUUACGAAAUGGGAGAUUACCGAUUUGCGACCUCGCCGUCGUGUUUUAGCUUUGGGAAGUUCGAGAUAUCUGUUAAAACAUGCAAUAUGUUUGACCGUUAUCUUACUUUACUGGACUUUUUUCUUUUAAAGCAGAGAGAAAAACGUGUUUCUGCUUCAAACGUGACUUUAAAUACACACAGACAGUCAGUGUUAGUUAUUGAAUAAAGUAUAACUGUUAAUACGCAACUCAAAUCUCCCGAAAAGCCAUGGCAGCGUCUUUCUACGCCCAGUGUACGAGUUCUCAGGGAAUUCCGCAGCUGCACUGGGCAACUUAAUGAUGGUAUCUUUAGUAACGCCUCCAUGGUUUGAGAUCGUCUCAUUCCGGCUGGAAUAAUGUCAAAAAUGUUGAUUACGAUGAUGGACAGCUGUUUAACUCUCACGAUUGUAUGAAAAUUUGACCAUGCUGGACUACUGAUAUGUUAUGCUACGUUCAUGCCAUUUCGGAAUUAGCCUACAGUGAUAACAACCUCCUAAUAGAGAGCAAGAGUCAGGGUCUGGAAGUAAAUGCCAUCGGUUUUCUCCAUUAGAGAUUUUAAGCCUUUAAUCGCCUACUGGUUGUUUAUCAAUGGUAUUUUUUUACGCUUAUCAAUAGCAUUAUUUCAACAUUCUGGUGAAAAACUACAUGAUUCUGAAAAAAAAACUACACUCCCGUAAACCACUAAUGCUAAUGACUGAUCUGCGCUUUCAAACUACUUGGCUUAUAACUCUUAAAUGGAGAAAAUGAAUGGGAUUAUUGCACUCUAUUCCACAAGUUAAGGGCGGGACUGACUGUUUCAUUCGGCCAAUGGGAGACGGAGGAGUGUUUACGAAACCGGUUACUAUUUCUGCAACAUUUAGUGAUGCUAGUGGCAUAGAAACUUCACUUUAAAGAGGUAGUUUAAGCCAGCAUAUCAUGGUGUACUUUCUUCACUCUUCCUGAUUUUGCAAAAAAAGUGGCUAUUUAAUGUGGCUGUUAUAUAUUUUGCAGUAAAGUCAUCAUUAUGCGUAAUUCUGACUCGAACGCAGCAUAACUUUCAGUGACUUUUAGCAUCUUUCCAGCACGACUCAAAGUGUCUGAAUUUCUAGCAUUGGUUUAAGGGCUAAGUUAAGGUUUUUACACUUCCUUAUUGAUGGGUGACUGGUCUUCUGUCCCCGACCUGCUCUGCUUAUUAUGUCCUGUCGGGUUUUUAAAGUGACUGAUGUCUUCUUUGCCCUUUAUGGUUUGUUAAUAUCACAGGAGGGAACCUCGUCUACGGACAAGAUUUAGGAGUGUGUGACAUUUUCCAAAGUGCCAUCGAAUAUCUUCAUGCAUUUCCCAUUAGUUUCAUCCUGAAUGUUUGUCUCGGUGUGGGCGGCGCUUCACCGUGAGGGGUUUGAGCUAAUGGGUUUAUUUUUCAGUCAGGUCAUGCAUGCACCAUUUUGUCUUCAUUUUCACACUCGAGAGGAGUUCGUAAUCUCACGAAACUGGGGCGACGUUACGAUUUUGUAUGUCACGGAAGCCGUUUUCUUUGAGAGCGAACCAUACUGCACAUUUCUGUUUCAUUCAGAGCCGUUUACGCUGCAAGCGUAAAAGUAACAGUUGAUUAAAUGAAUGUUGAGCUCUUUUGAUGGUAUCUGUGGCAUAAUGUUGACUACCGCAGGAAAUCAUUUCAAUUGGUCUCUUACUUUCUAAGAAUAAAAGUCAACUAGAAAGGACUUUUCUUAAAGCGCAUCUAUUAAUUUUUCUUUAAAAAUAUGUUAUCUGAGCUAGUUAUUCACCUAGUUGACAGUGGCAGUUUGAUCUUAAAUACAUAUUUUCUACAAGUUCAGUCAUGUAAACCUUUACGUUACCGUUGUGCAUAUUGUAUUAAAUUUACCGUAUUUUUUAUUUGUGACGCAUCGUUCGCAAGCAAUUUUUCCAGCUAGUUUCAUUCUUCGAAAACUGUGCAUGAAAAAUAUUUGAUGUAGAAACAGCACAAAAAGCUGAUAGCAAACCUCUCAAACUGUAAAGAAAUGGCAUUGAAUUAAAAUGUUGACGUAGAAAGUGUGAAAUUAUUAUUUUCUCUUUUUUUGUAACACGCAUUCCGGUUAUGUCGAAGAAAAUAAAUAAAAUGAGUGUACAUGACAUUUAUUUCAUUGCCGUUUCUUGCCUAUUCUACUAUAAAUGUCAUUUUUGCUCGUUUUUUUUAUAAACUGACGGACGACUGGAAAUGAUUUUCUGUGGUAACAGGGCUUAACACUUUUGGCUUCAGUGUCCACGUAGUACGUGUUCGUAAGUGCCACUUUCUUCUGUGUGUAUUUAUGGGUGUAAAAUGCAGGAAAUCUGUCCGAUAUGCUGGUUUCGAUUUUUUUAAAACCCACAAAAAAAAAAGUAUAAACCAAAAUAAGGGGGUGUUUUGAACAAAGAUAAAUAAUAUAGCUACUGCCACUGCAAGCCAAACCUAAAUGUAUUUGAAAUCUAACAAUCAAAAACGUUACCGUAGUAAUGAAAUGCACACACAUGUGCCAUGGCUCACACACACACACAAACACACUCGGAUCGAUCAGCGAGCGCAGUGAAGGUCAGAGGGGAGCGAUGUUUCGGUUCACUUCGAUUACAGCAUCACUGUGGUCUGUCUGCGUCCAGAGCGAAUCACUCCGUGCGUCCGAAGGCUUUGUAAAUAGACUGUGAUUGUGACGUGUCUAUCAUGUUGUCCCUGAGGAGAUGUUAGUGUGUCCCUUGCGUGUCUCAUUUCGUUCUCUAAACACUGCCUUUCUCUGCAGUUAUCGGGCCACACUUGACUGUAACACACACACACACACACACAGAUGUAUAUUCACAAACCCGUCUCUCACUCAGUGUCGUACGUUCAGAGAAAAAUCAAACGUUUCUAUUGUACAAACUUCACGCGCGCAACAUGGUGAAUAUUUAACGACGAUCUGUUGUGAUGCACCUUCUCCGGACGAAUCGUUUCCUGACGUUUUCUCUUUUUUUACCAACUCAGGCGUCACUUUUGCCUCUUACGAUGAAAAAGCUGUGACUGACAAGUGUCUGUGCUACCCAGUGACUGUGCAGUUUUAAACUUGUCCCUUGAAUGUCGACUUCUCGCAAAUUUAAGAAAGAAAAAAAAAAAAAAAAACCUUGCAACUGCAUCGAAUGAUUUUAUAAAAGAACCGCGAGCAUGUUAAAUGCGCUUUCCGAUUCAACCGAUUGUUUGCGUAUUUUCAAAAGUCCUCACCAUGUAACUAUGUGUACGAAGAAAUAUGUCUAUAUCUAUAUGAAUAUAUAUUUAAAAAAUGCAACUCUGAUAAUGCAGGCCUUGUGAUCUCUGCGUCUCUGACACAACCUGUCCGAAAUAAAAGUUGCCCAGUGAAAUGUGAAUUAUAUACUCAUAUGCAUGUGACAAUGAUGAUCAUAUUUUGGGAGUGGCAUACGAAUACUAACUUUACUGUGACGUGAUCUUCUGUUGAUAUGGGGCUUGUAUAUCCAAUGCCUUUGACAAUCAUCUGCACAUAUCAAAGUUUAUAUUCCAUGCUGUAAAGCAAUGGGGAAUGAAUGAUUGUUUAAUUUUUUUCCUUUCUUUUUCUUUCCUUUUUUCCUUAAAUAAAUCCUGAAUGAUCAUGA
Molecule: messenger RNA, 5996 nt
Organism: Puntigrus tetrazona (Sumatra barb)
Lineage: Eukaryota; Metazoa; Chordata; Actinopteri; Cypriniformes; Cyprinidae
Gene: camk1da
Product: calcium/calmodulin-dependent protein kinase 1Da
Exons: 11
Coding region: 443-1747 (434 amino acids)
Biological process (GO): peptidyl-serine phosphorylation
Cellular component (GO): intracellular anatomical structure; cytoplasm
Molecular function (GO): calmodulin binding; calcium/calmodulin-dependent protein kinase activity; ATP binding
Source: RefSeq, a predicted model, not a curated record